UCCUGUGUCGUGUUUACACCGGAAGUCAUAGGCACGACUACUUCCUUGGCAACCAGCGUAUCCCUGGCAACCACGCUACAGAGCUGGCAGGCGUUAGGCGGAAAAAUGGCGAUAACCGGUGCCAAAAAAUCACUUUGGCAACAAGUGUGUGAAGAGUUUGAAGCUGAGCAGCCCAGUCCUCCCAGUACCCACAAGCACCUGGCAACAGCGUCACCUCCACAAGUACCUGAGCGCCCUGUCACACAUUUUCUGGAGAAGAGAGUGUAUCCAGUGUUGUUGCCUGGACUGGAGGCUUUGCUGAAAGAAGCCGAGAAACACGACUGCUUCAAGAGUAAAAUGACAGCAUUUAACCCGUGCGACUUCCUAACUGAGUGGCUCUACAACCACAACCCCUGCAGGCAAGGACGAGACACAGUGAAGUUUCAUGACAUACCUUUUGUAAAGGACUGGCUCAGUGUGCAUCCCAGGCCUCCUCUCCCUCUGUUUCUGCUGUUGAGUGAGGAUCAGGCUGCUCUGCUCAUCCAAGCUUACUGGAGGGGAUACAAGAUCAGGGCACGCCCAGAUGUGCAGGAGCUGCGCCAGUGGCAGAGAGAACUGAGAGAGAACCGUGACAUUACCAAAACUGUCGAACACUUCUGGGCCCAACAAGAGAGCCGAGUGGGUUCGGCCAUGACAGAUCUUCCAGAGAGCCUCCUGCCUGGCGACUCAGACGUCUCCAUCCAGGUAGUUUCCCCAACUCCCCAGAGCACCGUGGUCCACACUCCCACCACCCAGAUGACCCCGGAGGGAGUUGAGUGGCUGACCCCGAGCCUGGGCAGCGUGGAGAAAAUGGCCUCAGCAUUAUCACCAGUGACUGAUUUCCUGGCUGCAUCCGAGUUUGGUGACAAAUCCCUGACUGCAGUGUCUCCAUCUUUACUGGGAAGUACGAACAUGAGCUAGACUGGUGGCGCUGUGAACUGAUAUCAUUAGCUCUGUGUACAAGGUUUCUCUGGUGUUUAACGGCUAUUAAACCCCAUUCGGUUGAUUUCAGACUGACCAAAGCAAUCAGUCAAACAAGCCAUUUAAAACGCCUGUAACCAAUUGGAUAUGGCCAGGCAGGGAUUUAUGGUCUGAGAUCCAUGUCUAAUUACCUGAUUGCCUUUCAUUGCCAUAUUGAUGGAUCACCUUCCUUCACGUGUUUCCCCCAGCGAAAGAACAGCAUAUCGCACAGUUCACAUAUUUUACUACCCCGCCAUAACACACUUAAUGUUUCCCCUCAGCACCUCUAGCUGAUAGCCCACUGGAAGAUAACUGAAUCAUAUUUUUCCUCUCCCUGUCAGUUUCUUUUUGCUCAGCAAUACACAUGACUCCACAAAAGAUGAGGUUAUAGCAUUUCCAUUCAAGCCAGGGAACUGAGGCCAGGGUGAAUGGUGCAGGGCAGCACUUUCCAUCCUGUUUAUCAGAACGGGAAAUUACCCUGUCAGGGAGGCGGAAAGUAAAAAAAAAAAAAAAAGCAAAAAAC
Molecule: messenger RNA, 1501 nt
Organism: Acanthopagrus latus (yellowfin seabream)
Lineage: Eukaryota; Metazoa; Chordata; Actinopteri; Spariformes; Sparidae
Gene: iqck
Product: IQ motif containing K
Exons: 8
Coding region: 106-939 (277 amino acids)
Molecular function (GO): protein binding
Source: RefSeq, a predicted model, not a curated record